Molecule: messenger RNA, 288 nt
Organism: Aspergillus calidoustus
Lineage: Eukaryota; Fungi; Ascomycota; Eurotiomycetes; Eurotiales; Aspergillaceae
Source: the annotation of a GenBank genome assembly
AUGUUCUUCAGCAAGCCACUGCUCAUCGCGCUCGACGCAGCCGUGACCUCCGCAACCCACGUCCACAACGAAUUCGGGCACAACGCCUGGCUCCAGGAUAGCACCGGCACCGAGGUCCAGCUGAACAACGGCCAGUCUGUCUCCGUUUGCGGAGGCUGGGCGUUUGUCUGGGUUGAUGCGGCCCUUUGUCCUGGAAACCCGAACUCUGUGCAAUGUCUACUUCGUGGUGACGGUCGUCUUUACGAGGCUAGUGGUGGCCAAAUCUCCAACGGUGUUCAUCUUUGCUAG